AUGUUCACAGGAUUAAUAGAAACAAUUGGAACAGUAUUAGAAUAUACUACACUUGACACUUCAAGCUCAGGGGGGAAUGGUGUCUCAUUGACUAUCGGCAAUUGUUCCGAAAUUCUAACUGAUGUCCACCUUGGUGAUUCAAUCUCCACCAACGGAGUCUGUUUAACUGUGACUGAAUUUGACGAGGGUAAAACUUUCUUUAAAGUAGGUAUAGCCCCUGAAACCCUUCGUCGUACCAAUUUAGGGGAUUUAAAAACUGGUGAUGGUGUCAAUUUAGAAAGAGCAGUUACUAGUGAUGUACGUCUUGGCGGACAUGUUGUCCAAGGGCAUGUUGAUACAAUUGCUACUAUUGUAGGAAGAGUUCCUGAUGGGAAUGCCAUUACAUUUACGUUCAAGUUGAGAGACGUUGAAUUUAUCAGUUAUAUUGUCCAUAAGGGAUUUAUUGCUAUUGAUGGGACUUCUUUGACUAUAACCAAUGUUGAUUAUGACAAGGCGGAAUUUUCAAUCAUGUUGAUUAGUUACAGUCAAGAAAAAGUGAUAUUGUCCAGAAAGUCCAUUGGAGAUUCGGUUAAUAUUGAAGUUGAUCUAACCGGGAAAUUAAUUGAAAAGCAAAUUGAAGUCAAUUUGAAUAAUCAAAUCAAGAAUAACGACAGUGUGUUGAACAAGUUGAUUGAGAAGUUAGUGGAGAAGAAAGUUAAUGAAUUGUUAAGUAAAAAGUAA
Molecule: messenger RNA, 720 nt
Organism: Spathaspora passalidarum NRRL Y-27907
Lineage: Eukaryota; Fungi; Ascomycota; Pichiomycetes; Serinales; Debaryomycetaceae
Gene: RIB5
Product: riboflavin synthase
Exons: 1
Coding region: 1-720 (239 amino acids)
Biological process (GO): riboflavin biosynthetic process
Molecular function (GO): riboflavin synthase activity
Source: RefSeq, a predicted model, not a curated record